GAUUUUCGUAAUAUCACAACGGAAACCUCUACUCGUCUGCUCAGAUCAAAUUACUUGAAUUAUCAAGAAACAUGUCGAAGGCGUUCAAAGUAAUAUUCGUAGUUUUUUUGGUUGCCGCCGCCAUGACUGCUCUCACUGAGGCGACGGGUUGGGGAAGGGAAUCACCCUGUGACGAGGUGUGUAACAGAAUCGAGCGUGAACGUAACGAGUGCUGCCGCGCGCACGGGCACGCCGUGGCUUCGUGGUGCUACUACGGCCAAAUGUACUGCUACGAUUACUAACAUUCAUCCAAAACUUACAAAUAGCGGUAACGGUAACGUAAGUUUAGCGCUGGCCGAUAUUGCUCAGAAGUCAAGUAUCUCAGGGGAUUACAGAGCAUUUCUUUUUUUUUUUUUUUUUUUUUUAGGGAAUUUUAGGUCAGUUGUACACAGAAUCAUGAGUACUUUCAGUCUCACUGGGAGACAAAAAAUGUCCCAGAAUUUCCAUACAUUUUUGUUACUUUCCUCUUUUGUUACCCCACACAACAUGUACGUAAAAUGGUAACAAAAUAAGAAAUAAUCGUAUGGGACAUUUUUUUUAAAACUACUAGGAUUGAAAAAGCUAGUGAUUCUGAGUAGAAAUAGCAUUUUUUUUUUUAAAUAUCGCAUUUCAUAAAAGUGGCAUAAAAUAAAUGCUCUACAGGGGGCGAAGGGUACGCGACCCCAUCGCAGAUAUCCCCUCCAUAUUUUACUCAGCGCUAAAUUUACGUUCCGCUAUUUGUAAAUGAAAAUUGGGUGUUCUUUUUUCCGAAUUGUCCAAUAUCUAUGGACGUGAAUGUUAAAUAAUCUAGUUUGUUAAGUGCUUCUAGAUUUUUUUCUUCACUUUCAUCUCUUAAUACAAAUUACUUGUUCUUUUCUCUUUACUAGGUACCUAAUGGUUGUUUGGAAUAUAUCGUUUUAGCGAUAAGACUGCCCGUUAUGUGCCAUAGUUUAAGUUUUUUUGCCUCAUAUGUAUAUAUAAACUGUUUUAAUUGGAAUUCAUGAGCAAUAAAAAAUAUUGUAUUGUAUUAAUU
Molecule: messenger RNA, 1051 nt
Organism: Leguminivora glycinivorella
Lineage: Eukaryota; Metazoa; Arthropoda; Insecta; Lepidoptera; Tortricidae
Product: spodomicin-like
Exons: 2
Coding region: 72-281 (69 amino acids)
Source: RefSeq, a predicted model, not a curated record